Molecule: messenger RNA, 1133 nt
Organism: Gymnodraco acuticeps
Lineage: Eukaryota; Metazoa; Chordata; Actinopteri; Perciformes; Bathydraconidae
Gene: snx20
Product: sorting nexin 20
Biological process (GO): protein transport
Cellular component (GO): early endosome membrane
Molecular function (GO): phosphatidylinositol phosphate binding; protein binding
Source: RefSeq, a predicted model, not a curated record
UGUUUUUCUCUGCUGCAGCUUCCUGCUUUCUGCCCGUCCGUCACACUCUGGAAAAUAGAUUUAAUGACAGAGUGUUUGAUAAUCUUCUCUGGAGCUUUCCUUCAGCACGCUGAGCUGCAGGAAGCUGAUGUGAGAUGGCAGAAACCAACCUGAUGUCUGCAGCUUCUGCUCUCACGACGAAGCAGCUGCAGCAGAAAUUGUCAUCAGAGAAGAAGAGCGAGCAUCCGGUCCUCCUGCUGUUUGAGAUCCCGUCCACUCGAGUUGUUGAGAACCAGCUGUCCAAAUACGUGGUGUAUGAGGUGGUGGUGAUGUUGUCGGGCAGUUUUGAUUCCCGCCGUGUGUCCGUGGAGCGCCGUUACUCCGACUUCCUGCGGCUGCAGCGCCUCCUCCUGCAGGAGUUCGACUCGGCGCUGGAAGACGUGUCGCCCCCCCCCAAACUCCUGAGCGGGAACUUCUGCGCCGCCGUGCUGUUGCAGCGCCGCCUCGCCCUGCAGGACUACCUGGCCAAACUCUUCUCGACGCGCUGCGUCCGCCGCUCGCCUCUGUUCGCUGCCUUCUUCACGGACGCCGAGCAGCGGGGGGCGCUGGUGCUGCUGCGGGGGGGGCAGUUCAGCCCGGCGCUGAGGCAGCUAGAAGACGUGUUAGCGCUGCAGGAGAAGUUGCAGUGUUGGCAGAGUCCCGCCCUCCGCCUGCCAACGCUCUGCGCCCUGGCUGUCUGUCACUGCGACCUGCAGCAGCAUCAGGAGGCGUUGGAUGCGGCUCAGAGGGCGCUGCCUGUUGCCCGGCGCUGCGGCCUGCGGAGCCACCGGGCGGCGCUGCUGCGCCUCCUGAUGGACCUGAGCUACCGGCUGGGGCUGCCCGGGGCCCGCCUGCAGGACGAGCUACAGGGCCUGCAGGACCAACCCCCCACCCUUAAAUACGACCCCCCUACCCUGAAGGAGCUGGUCAUCCAACAGUUCACCUGAGGGGCUAAACAUGUGAGACGAGAUACAGAGCAAAGGAGUCCUCAACAAGACUCAGCGUUAUGAGUCCUAAACCCUGACAUGAGUCAGCAUUAUGAGUCCUGAACCCUGACCUGAGUCAGCAUUGUGAGUCCUGAGCCCUGACCUGAGUCAGCAUUAUGAGUCCUGAAC